UUCACCUAACAAUCCCCCCCUCCUUCCUCCCUCACAUCUUCUCUCUAUUGACUGGCUCUCCUGCAUCAUACUGGAGACCCCGUUGAGAGGAUCUUUUCUCUCUAUAAAGAGAAGAUGCAGCUCAGGCGCUUUUGAGAUGAUCGCAAGGAUUUACUGCGCGCCUCUCUACGUCUAACUUCAGAUCCUCGGCUUCAACACUAAAUGUUCUGGACUGCUAGCACACUAAAAAUAUUUACCUAGUGGACUGAGGGACAUUUGAAUGACGCGGGAUUUCCCUGUCUGCGCUGCCAAAGUGUCGGAGUCAUCCAAGAGCCGAAUGUGAGAGCAUCUUUUUCUUCUGCGCUCAGAGCUGUAGUUUAGACUUUGUGCGUCGUCGCCUCUCGGCGCAGUUUGUGUUGCAGGUGCGUGGAGAAGGAGCACAAAUACAGAUGGCUGCGCUGACGAUACAAAGGACUGACAACUUUUUGCACACCUUUUUACAGGACCGGACGCCCAGUUCCUCUCCAGAGGGAGCACCUAACACCCUCUCCUUCCUGGCCACCACCUGUAGCCAGGCCUGGCAGGUGGGAGGCUCAACGGGCUCAGACAGCUCCCAGUUCCCCUACGAGAGCACCGUCAGCUCCACAUCUGGAAUGUUUCAGCUCUGGAGCAACGAGAUGGCACCCAGCACAGCCCUCAGCACACACCAGAUGACCUUCACAGUGCCCAAGGUGCAGUUCCCUGGACACAUGCAGUCUGGCCUGGGUCACCAUCAUCAUCACCCCCAUCAUCACCACCAUGAGCUGCCUCUCACCCCUCCAGCUGAACCUCCCUCAUCCUACUCCUUCGAACUCUCCCCUGUCAAAGUUCUAUCCUCGCAGCCACAGGCAAACAGCACCUAUUAUCCUCAGCACAACAGUGUGGGACAAAACUUCCCCAGCUUCCUCCAGAACUCCUCAGCCAGGCAUCAUCUGCCUGGAGGCCAUGUGGAGGAAGGGCAGCAAUGGUGGAGCCUACCCCAAACCAACGCCACCCCCUCCAACCAUCCCUUCUCCCUGGGCAGACAGCUGGUUUUGGGCCACCAGCCACAAAUAGCUGCUCUUCUCCAGGGGACGUCCAAAGGCCUGUUGAGCUCCACGCGCCGCUGCCGACGCUGCAAGUGCCCCAACUGCCAGGCUAACGGCGGAGGUUUAGAGUUCGGAAAGAAGAGACUGCACAUCUGCCACAUCCCAGAGUGUGGCAAAGUGUACAAGAAGACCUCUCACCUCAAGGCCCAUCUGCGCUGGCAUGCCGGGGAGAGGCCCUUCAUCUGUAACUGGCUUUUCUGCGGUAAAAGCUUCACCCGUUCAGAUGAGCUACAGAGGCACCUCCGCACACACACCGGGGAGAAACGCUUUGGGUGCCAGCAGUGCGGCAAGAGAUUCAUGAGGAGUGACCACCUUUCCAAACACGUCAAGACCCACCAGACCAGGAAGAGCCGGUCUGGGCAGCCUUCACAGAGCACGGACCCUCUGCUCACCAACAUCAAGAGAGAGUAAUCUCUGUGGUCCAUCAUUCAAAAAUAAUAAUCAGCAACGAACAGACCAGGUGACUUUACACUUACUGCCAUAGGUUUGCACUAGAGGGUAAGCAUCAAGCUCCCCUAACAUCCUUUGUUGUCAAAGCCCUACUUCAAGUAGUAUGAUGAAAAUAUAUCUAGAGACCAUUUUGAGACGAGGCACCUUUAAAGAAAACUUGAAGCCUUUUUUCAGUGAUUCUGUGAGAGUUUUGCUGCAUUCAGUGUACUGUUCAAGAUGCCACACAGACAGAUUUAACCCGGAACAAAACUGAUCUUAUGCCUUUAACAAUUCAACAUUUGUUUAAAUUUCAACUGAUGUGAAAAAUCCAUUUUUUUUUCAGAGGUCAUGAUGUAAAUAUUUUAUCCAUGUGAAGGACGUGGAUGCAAAAUUCCACAAGGUUUACCUUAAUAUGUUAUAUAUUAUAAUUCUCAAAAUAAUAAUGUAUGCCUUACUGCAGCUGAAGGUUGCUGUGUAAAAAUUCUAAUUUUUGCUCUCUGGAAAACAGGUUCACAAAGGAAAAAUGCCAGUUAAUAAUUUGAUUUUUAUUCCAAAACAUAUCCUAAUUUGUCUGCUUCAAGGUAGGGAUCUUUUUUGAAAUGUAAACAUGAAAGUCUUUGAUCUACAGAUUUAUCUCGUCUGCUUUUAAGCAGCAAUGUCAAGUACCAUUUCUUCAGAUUAGCAAACAUUUUAAAUUUUUAAGUUCUUUGUAAAUUAUGUAUAAAUAUCAUGAACAAUUUUAUUGGGGUUAUGGCCGCAUGUAAAUUUUAAUAAACAUUGUCCUUGCUGAAACAAUU
Messenger RNA from Thunnus maccoyii (southern bluefin tuna), 2332 nucleotides. RefSeq names its product Sp5 transcription factor-like (gene sp5l). Lineage: Eukaryota; Metazoa; Chordata; Actinopteri; Scombriformes; Scombridae. Gene Ontology annotation, molecular function: DNA-binding transcription factor activity, RNA polymerase II-specific; RNA polymerase II cis-regulatory region sequence-specific DNA binding. Gene Ontology annotation, biological process: regulation of transcription by RNA polymerase II. The record is from RefSeq and is a predicted model, not a curated record. The transcript is spliced from 2 exons. The coding region runs from base 429 to 1517 and encodes 362 amino acids.